AGUGAUAACUUUUGUGAUUAUAUGUAGUGAUAAUGUGUUGACACGUGUUAUACAUAUUGAAUGUAUUGAUUGAUUGAUUGAUUGAAACAAUGUCUUCAUUAUCGCAGCAAAUCUCAAGUCUAAUCAAUCCUUUGCCGUCACUGAUUGAUCCGGAAGAUGACUUGGAUGUCGAGACAUCGGCUAUAACUCUAUUGAAAAACAGUCAAAAUAGUGACCAACAUAUUGAUCAUAAUGUCAACUCUCAUGCCUUAAGAAAUCGUUUUCAAUCAGUAGAUAUCAUUAGCCAUCGAUAUGCGGGACAAGUCGUUAAUCGGACACAAAUUGAAAGUGAUUUUUCAAGCGAUGAAAAUGAUGAGGAAGAAGAUAUCGGUGAAAGUGAAAGUGAAGAACGAGUUGAACACUAUUUGGAUGACAUGACGGCACCAAAUGCUUCAUCAGAAGACUUAGACUACCAGUCAAAUGAUGACAGCAAUGAUCACCAAUUAAUUGAUAUAAAUGAUGAUUAUAUACACCAAUUGGCAAACAUUGAUGUUAACGAUGAUAUAUCCAAAGGAAGAGCUCUGAAGAAUCAAUUGAUUAUUUGGGAUAAUCUGUUGGAGUAUCGAAUAAAGUUGCAAAAAGUAAUGAUGUCUUGUAAUAAAUGUCCGCAAUUUGAGUAUUUGUUACUUUUAAGAAAGCAAUCGCUUAAUAAUGAAGUGGACACUUGUCUUAAGGAAACUUACAAAUCAUUAUUACGAUUGCUUAACAUUAUUAGCGAUAUUGAUAUAUCACUUGAUUUACAAAAUAGUAUAACAAAUGUUGAUUUAAAUAAUGAAUUUAAAGAAACUAAUAAUAAUAAUAACUCUGAUUCUGAUAAUUCAUGGCAAAAGUUGCCACAAAUUAUAGCUAAACGAAAGCUUAAUUGUGAUGACAUUUCACAUGUUUUGUCAAAAAGAUUUUGCAAUUUGAGAGAGAAAAGAGAAGAUGUGUUAAAUAAAUGGUAUGAAAGGACACGAUUGACAUCAAAUGCAUUUAAAAAUAAAUGUUUAUUAUCUCUCGAAACUUCAACUAAUAUACAAAUUAAUCGCAUUCUUAAUGAUACGAAAAGACUUAUUAAAAGAACACAAACUAAAAGAUCAAUCUAUAGUAUUGUCGGCAAAGAUAAUGAAACUGAAGAAGAAAUGUACAGUGAAAAUGUGGAACAAUUGAAUGUUGAAAUAUUUGAUGAUGAUGAUUUUUACCAUCAACUACUACGACAAUUCAUUGAGACCAACACAAACACUGACUCAACUGAUCCAUUUGUCUUAAGCAAGAAAUGGCUUGAAAUUCAAAGAAUCAGAAAUAAAAUUAAACGAAAAGUUGACACAAAAGCGAGUAAAGGUCGCAGAAUUAGAUACGAUGUUCACUCAAAAAUAGUUAAUUUUAUGGCUCCUAUUCAUAAUACUUUAUAUACCGAUGAAGCCAAGGAUCAGCUAUUUAAGUCAUUAUUUGGAAAAUUGUAUCAAUAAAUUAUUUGUCAUUUUUUAAAUUGUUGUCUUAAGUACUAAUGUAAUCUAUCGUUGAAUUAAAUUUGAAUUUAAUAAAUAUUGUAUUAU
Molecule: messenger RNA, 1574 nt
Organism: Oppia nitens
Lineage: Eukaryota; Metazoa; Arthropoda; Arachnida; Sarcoptiformes; Oppiidae
Gene: Aatf
Product: protein AATF-like
Exons: 2
Coding region: 90-1487 (465 amino acids)
Biological process (GO): regulation of transcription by RNA polymerase II
Cellular component (GO): nucleus; nucleolus
Source: RefSeq, a predicted model, not a curated record